Triticum urartu is the source of this 3228-nucleotide messenger RNA. RefSeq lists its product as uncharacterized. The record is from RefSeq and is a predicted model, not a curated record. Lineage: Eukaryota; Viridiplantae; Streptophyta; Magnoliopsida; Poales; Poaceae.
CUUCCUGUUCACGCGAGGGAGAGCCGCCGCCGCCCCGUCCCCUUCCAAACUCCUCUCUUCCCUGCCUCCCCUCGCGCCGCCGGCCAUCCUCCCCGUCCGCCGCCGCCACUGACCAGCCACAGCUGCGCUACCAUCCCCUCCCCUUACCUCGAUUCAGAUCCUCUCCUCUGCUCUUCUCUUGUUCCUUCUCUCCUGACCCCCUCACUUGUUUGUUCGAUCUAGAGCAGCAGCCACCCUCCAUGGACGAGGACGACCACCACAGCAACGACGGCGCCCCUCACAUGGUCGAGCUCGACGGAAGAGUGCUCGCCAUGGCCGCGUUCGUCUGCUCCGGUGUGGUGCAGCCGAGGUUGGCCAACGACGAGGUCGUUUACCACCGCCUCGAUGGCUCCUAGCGCGGGUAAACCGGUUUACAAUGCGGAGGUCCCUUCACACUACAGGAAAGUGACAAUCAGUAAAAGUUAAGGUCAGACUUUGGAGAAGGGCGUUAGAGGAUUUGAGUAGAGGCUGGCGAGUGGUGUCCACAGAUUGUACAGCGACCAAGCGGCGUGAAGAAUCAAUGUGGAUCUAUCAUUACCAUAUGGACUAGGACAUUCAAAAGGCAGUGACUGUUGCCUCUGCUGUAUCGACGACCCUGAUCAUGUUGGACAGAUAAAUAAGAUAUUACUACUCCCUCCGUUUCUAAAUAUUUGUCUUUCUAGAGAUUUCAAAUGGCUACCACAUACGGAUGUAUAUAGACAUAUUUUAGAGUGUAGAUUCACUCAUUUUGCUCCGUAUGUAGUCACUUGUUGAAACCUCUAGAAAGACAAAUAUUUAGGAACGGAGGGAGUAGAUGUGAAGGUUCGCCAUAACUUCUUAUUUUAUACCAAAAUCUAACAAGCUAAUUAUUAUUUCAUUGCUUUUAUUUCUUUCGCUGCAUACUCGUAUAAAUCUUGCUCUUUCUAAAGAAAUGCAGAAGUUUAUAUGUGCAUGCUUGACUAAAUAGAUAUUAGCCAAAUACAGGUUGGACAUGCUUCACUAUGAUAAGCGGUACCCAACUGAUUGUCGCCUCCAUAGCUUCCAUCAUGGACGACUGGGGUGGCGAACCAUGCCACUCAAGGCAUCACUUUUCAGUUGAUUGCCUUAGUCAUGUUUGAAGAUAGUGGCAAUUAGGUCUUUAUAUAAUGUUGUGAAACUAGCACAGAUGGUGAAACACUGUAGGGUGAUAUACUUAAUUUACCUGUAAUCUACUAAUUUUUAUUAGUUGUGAUACCAGUUAUAUAAAUCACAACUAAAUAAUUUUCUUAGUAUUUACUACCAUGUGCAAUCAUGAAUGCUAAUGAUAGUUUUUAAUUUGCGUGUAUAUUCUUUAUAUGAAUAAACCAUUUAGUCUCACCAAAAAAAUUGUAUGCUAUUGAAUUACUGGCUUUAUGGAUGUUACCCCCAAACAUACCCUUUGUCUUUUAUUUACUGUUGAAACAGUUUGUAUAUUUCUAUUGUUUCAUGCAUUUUUUCUAUAUCUAUGUAGUUCUUUCCUCUACAUGGACGGGCGCGGCAAUCGCACGCAUUUGUGAUCUAGGAUAAAUGCUUUUGCUUUAUCAUAGGCCACUAAACAUGCUAAGCUUGUGUGGCUGGAACACACGCUUAGCGGGAGAAGCACGAGGCGCUGCACCUCUGACCCUGUAGUGCUUGGCUCCAAUUCAUCAGGGAAGACGCCGACAAGCAUCAAGCUGCCCUUGGUGCUUCCUCGUCAUCAAGGAGGAGGACGUCAGGAAGCGCCGUCCUCAAGCCGUCACCACACCACAGAGAAGGACGAGGAUGUGAUGCUGCUCCUUCUUGUGGUGUAUGCGUCGGCGUGGCUUGCGGUAAUGAGGCAUAUCCACGUGGGCAAUGCUAUUUGAAGACCAUUCAUGUGAUUUAAAAGAGAAGAUGUCCAGAAUGUCUUAUGCUAUUUGAAGACCAUUCAUGUGAUUUAAAAGAGAAAAUGUCGGAGGUUGAAGAUGACGAUCAAAAGAUUGAUCCAUUAAGUGACUGCCAAGAUGCCAAUAAUGCUUGCCCCGUGCCAUUAGUCCAGAAUCUCAUCGAGCGCUGUCUCCAGCUGUAUAUGAACCAGAAAGAAGUGAUUGAUACCCUCUCCCUUGAGGCCAAGAUAGAACCGAGCUUUACUGAACUUGUUUGGCAAAAACUUGAGGAAGAGAACCGUGAGUUUUUUAAGGCAUACUAUUUGAGGCUGAUGCUUAAGAAUCAAAUAACGGCCUUCAACAAGCUUCUUGAGGAUCAGUUCCAGCUUAUGAACAAAGACUAUUCUUCGGGAAUCCCUUCUAUGCCUCUCACUAAUGGCUCCAACUCCACAACAUUGAAGCAAAACUCGUGCUUUUUACCAGAGUCUGGUCCCAUAUCUGCUAUGCCAAAUGGUGCGAUGCGCAACGGAAGUUCAGGUGGUUUAAUAAAUGGAACAUCAUCUGGUGAUCAGUCAAUUUAUGGUGGCAAAGACAUUCACGGUCCUCAUAGUGGUAUGGAUGCUUCAACCAGCGUGCUACCAGCCCAGAAUGCAUCUGCUUUGCUGUAUGGUGCAGAUAAUAAUGGUACAACAAUAAAGACAGAGUCAAGCUAUUCGAGCAACGCUGAUUUUGCUUUCUGUGGGAAUGCUUUCCUUGAAUCAUGCCAAUCAAUUGGCGAUGCCUCGGCUGGUUCCUUUAGCAGCUCAGAGUUGAACGGGCAACCACUGAAUGAUGCACUUUUGGAUAUGGAGUCAUCGUCAUUUGGCUUCUUGAGCCAGAUUCCCCGGAAUUUCAGUUUUUCAGACUUAACAGAGGGGUUCAACCAAAAUACAGAAGUAUUGGAGAAUUAUGGCAGGUCACCAUUUCUCUCAUCUGAGCCAAAUAACUUCUCAGAUUCUACAGGUGGAGAACAUACAGGCUGAGCAGCUACCCGCCAUUUUGUACAUAUUCAUGGAGAACUUGAGCAACUUUCGUGCUAGCCUUUUCCCUUGUCAGUUCCGCUGUCUUGUAAUGUAGAGUAUGGGAUGAGUUGUAACUUGAUCAAAAGAUGCAGCAGAUCUGGCCCCCGGUCGCUUGCCGAAGGUAUUGUAGUUGUGCCCUGCCUUGUACAUUGGUGUUGUGCUGUAAGAUCAGCAUUAGCAGCUGUGAUGUUAAAUUUGCUGGGUUAAUGGGUUAUGUUCUUGUCUGGCAUGUACAACAGAAGUUUAUUAAUUUCAAGUGAAUGCUGAAGUGAGAGUUUGAUUUGUGA